This is a messenger RNA of Tripterygium wilfordii, 2173 nucleotides long. RefSeq names its product pentatricopeptide repeat-containing protein At1g77360, mitochondrial-like. Lineage: Eukaryota; Viridiplantae; Streptophyta; Magnoliopsida; Celastrales; Celastraceae. Bases 500 to 1984 code for a protein of 494 amino acids. The record is from RefSeq and is a predicted model, not a curated record. Gene Ontology annotation, molecular function: protein binding. The transcript is spliced from 2 exons. Gene Ontology annotation, cellular component: chloroplast.
CGUCGGUGUUGUUCUAACGGGUCUUGCGAAGAAGGAUCGAGACAGUUCCAUGGCGAAAGGGAGGAGGAUGUUGGCAUGAAGAGACUGUCAACUGAGUUGAGGAUUACUUGAGUCAGUGACUCGGUCGCGGUCAAGCUAAACAGGGAAACCAAAUAUUGAAGAUAUUUUAUUAAUAAAGGAAAAUUCAGUAUGCCCGAAACAGUAAAUUCAAUCGGUUCUUCUUCUGGGCCUGUUUUAAUUCAUGGCCCAUAUCGGGAAACUCAGUUCAGCGACUCCGAAGAGGCGACGAUCAUCGAUUAGAGAAGGAACUCACUCUGAACUCUGAAGCGUUCAAAGGGAUUCAAUUUUGUGCUCAUUGUCAGAAUUGGAGAUCUCAAACGAGUUUGUGUUGGGAGUGGAUUCAUAUAUAUGUGUACGUAUAUCGCGUUGGAUAUCUAAGUGUUCCACUUAUUUUUGGUAUUCAUUCAUCAUCGAUUCAGGGGUUUUGAUUUUUCCUCCUAUGGAUGAAAACCCUAGUACUAGACUUCAAUACCCUUCCAGAAUCAUCUCCUCGACCAACCAUAGUCAUCCAAAAUCCCCUCAAAAGCCAUCAUUGAAGCAGCAGCCCCAGAACUUUCCCUCACACCUUGAUGCACCUGAUGUGUCUCCCUCUGUUCGAGGUCUCUGUGAAAUUUUGAUCCGGGCCUCCCCACAUGAUAUUGAAUCUGCUCUUUCUUCAUCUGGGAUUGCCCCUACCCAGGACAUCGUCAAUGAGGUCCUCAGGUUCUCCUACAACUACCCUUCAUCUGCCGUGAAGUUCUUCCGGUGGGUUGGCCUCUCUCUCAAGCACUCUGCACUUUCCUGGAACCUUGUUGUUGAUUUGCUUGGAAAGAAUGGCCUAUUUGAGCCAAUGUGGGACGCCAUUCGCUCCAUGAAGCAAGAAGGAGUACUCUCCUUGGCCACCUUUGUCUCUGUUUUUGGGACCUAUUGUGUUUCUAAUAGAUUUGAUGAGGCUAUAAUGAGCUUUGAGGUCAUGGAGAAGUACGGUGUGCAGCAGGAUGUUGUCGCAGUGAAUUCUCUGUUGAGCGCAAUUUGUCGUGAGAAGAAUCAGACUUCCAAAGCUUUGGAGUGGUUGGAAAGGAUUAAGUCAAAGAUCCCACCCAAUGGCGACACCUAUGCCAUCUUGUUAGAAGGAUGGGAGAGGGACGGUAACGUGGCGAAAGCUAUGACCACAUUCGGUGAGAUGGUAGUUCACAUCGGGUGGAGCCCAGAGAACAUGUCUGCCUAUGAUACAUUCUUGACGACACUUGUUCGUGGACACCAAUGUCCAGACGCGGUGAAGUUUCUCAAAUUGAUGAAGGGGAAUAAUUGCUUGCCAGGUUUGAAAUUCUUCUCUAAUGCUCUUGAUAUCCUUAUUAAGCAAAACGAUUCCUCCCAUGCAAUUCUGUUGUGGGAUAUCAUGGUGGGAAGUGGAUUAGUUCCCAAUUUGAUAAUGUACAAUGCGAUGAUUGGCUUGCUUUGUGACAACAAUGAGAUUCAUGAUGCGAUUCGGUUGCUUGACGAUAUGGUGUUUCAUGGAGCUUUCCCUGAUUCUUUGACGUAUAAUAUGAUUUUCCAAUGUCUAAUAAAGGACAAAAAGGUCCGUGAGGUGGGCAAGUUCUUCGUCGAGAUGAUCAAGAAUGAAUGGCCUCCGACCCCUUCUAAUUUCAGUGCAGCCAUCGCAAUGUUGUUCGAUGGUGAUGACCCUGAAAUGGCGUUUGAAAUAUGGAAUUACAUGGUCGAGAAUCAGGUAUCAUCUCUUGAUGACAGUGCGAAUGCUUUGCUCAUUGGAUUGCGUGAUUUGGAUAGGUUGUCAGAGGUGAGGAGGGUUGCAGAUGAUAUGCUCCUUAGACGAAUAAAUAUAUAUGAAUCAACAAUGGAAAAGUUGAAGAAUGCUUUUUAUAAAUGCGGCCGAAGUGGAAGGGAUAAAUAUGAUAGACUUUCAAGGAGAUGGAAACAUUCCUAAAUGUCAUUGUCUAAAGUUCCUUUUUUUUUUUCCUUUCUAAGUUUGAUUUUAGUGAUGUUUAACAAGAUUUUGGACACCUGGCUGUCAUUAUUGAAAAAACUUUUUAAGUUAAGGCAGGUUCUACUUUUUCUUAAUUGGCUGGUUUGUCCAUUUGUGUAUAAUUAGUAAUAGUUGGUACUCAUUUUCCCA